Cygnus olor (mute swan) is the source of this 1392-nucleotide messenger RNA. RefSeq names its product oligodendrocyte transcription factor 3 (gene OLIG3). NCBI's taxonomy places the organism in Eukaryota, Metazoa, Chordata, Aves, Anseriformes, Anatidae. The record is from RefSeq and is a predicted model, not a curated record. Gene Ontology annotation, molecular function: protein dimerization activity.
GCAGGGGGAGGAGAUGGCGGGCACGCGGAGCGCUGAGUGUGCGGUGUCAAUCAGAGGGGUUUUGUGUCUCCUCGGCUCCCGAUGGUCCGUGGCUGAGGUGUCCCGGGUGGCACCACAAUGAAUAUGAAUAGGGGUCCUUGCUAAAUGGGACAGUCAAAGCGCACCGCCCUGAAUAAUGGCACGUCAUCCUAACUAGACCAUUAUACAUAGGAGGGCUCCUUUUGUCUCUGCUCUCUGCUGCAGCGCUAUAAAAGCCCCUCUUUUUCAGGCUGAGGUUAGUCCAAGCACACACUAACUGGCCAUCCUGUAAACAGGCUGAGCGGCCGGGGGAGGCUGGCGAGAGGGGGCCGGGGGCUUUUUUUCCUCCUUCCCCAGCGCUCCGAGCCCGCUGCUCGCCCAGCCCGCCGCCCGCCCGCUCCUUUUUCGUUCCUCUUUCGUCGCUUUUCGGAGGGGACUUGCCUCGUUCCGCCACCUCCGGAGCAGGGAAGAGUUUCUUGCUCAGACGCCCGAAUACAAUGAAUUCUGACUCCAGCUCUGUCUCCAGCAGAGCUUCCUCGCCAGACAUGGAUGAGAUGUACCUGAGGGAGCACCACCACCACCACCACCACCACCACCACCAGGACAGCCGGCUCAACUCCGUCUCCUCCACCCAGAACGACCUGGUGCAGAAGAUGGCCGGGGAAGGCCUCUCCAGGACCGGCUCCAAGGCCGGCGGGGAAGGCAGCAAGUACAAAAUCAAGAAGCAGCUCUCGGAGCAGGACCUGCAGCAGCUGCGCCUGAAGAUCAACGGGCGGGAGAGGAAGAGGAUGCACGACCUCAACCUCGCCAUGGACGGGCUGCGGGAGGUGAUGCCCUACGCCCACGGGCCUUCCGUGAGAAAACUCUCCAAAAUCGCCACCCUCCUGCUGGCCAGAAACUACAUCCUGAUGCUCACCAGCUCGCUGGAGGAGAUGAAGAGGCUGGUGGGGGAGAUCUACGGGGGGCACCACUCGGCCUUCCACUGCGGCACGGUGGGACACUCCGCCGGGCACCCUCCCCACGCCGCCGGCACCGUGCACCAGGUGCACCCCAUCCUGGGCACCGCCUUGUCCUCGGCCAACACCUCCUCGUCCCUGCCCGCCUCCCUGCCGGCCAUCGGCACCAUCCGGCCCCCCCACUCCCUGCUCAAGACCCCCUCCACGCCCCCCGCCCUGCAGCUCGGCAGCGGCUUCCAGCACUGGGCGGGCUUGCCGUGCCCCUGCACCAUCUGCCAGAUGCCCCCCCCGCCCCACCUCUCGGCCCUCACCGCCUCCAGCAUGGCCAGGAUCUCGGGGGACACCAAGGACCUGCUCAAGUGACGCCGCGGGGCCCCCCCGGAGCCGGCUGGGGCGAGGGGCGAGGGCAGCAGGGACC